Messenger RNA from Xenopus laevis (African clawed frog), 1182 nucleotides. RefSeq names its product transmembrane protein 38B S homeolog (gene tmem38b.S). Gene Ontology annotation, molecular function: potassium channel activity; identical protein binding. Gene Ontology annotation, cellular component: endoplasmic reticulum membrane; membrane. NCBI's taxonomy places the organism in Eukaryota, Metazoa, Chordata, Amphibia, Anura, Pipidae. The record is from RefSeq and is marked provisional. Bases 62 to 916 code for a protein of 284 amino acids. The transcript is spliced from 6 exons. Gene Ontology annotation, biological process: potassium ion transmembrane transport.
CUAAAAUGUACACCGUGCUAAAGCAUUAACCCACUGAAUAGCUUAGGACCUACAGUUCGCCAUGGAGUCUCUCUCGGAGCUUUCCGUGCAGUUCUCCCAGCUCUCCAUGUUCCCUUUCUUUGACAUGGCUCAUUAUGUGGUCUCUGUGAUGUCUGCCAGGGAGCAAGCAGGUGCUCUAGAUAUAGCAGCCCGCAGUCCUAUGGCAUCCUGGUUUAGUGCCAUGCUUUACUGCUUUGGAGGUGGUAUUUUAUCUUCUAUUCUGCUUGCUGAACCUCCUAUUGCAGUUCUUUCAAACACUACUAACAUCAUGCUGGCAUCUACAAUAUGGUACAUGGUGUACUAUUUCCCUUAUGAUCUCUUCUACAACUGCUUCUUUUUCCUUCCCAUCCGGCUCAUCAUUGCAGGAAUGAAGGAAGUGACUAGGACAUGGAAGAUAUUAUCAGGGGUCACACAUGCUCAUAGCCACUAUAAAGAUGCAUUGCUAGUCAUGAUAACUAUAGGUUGGGCUCGAGGUGCUGGAGGAGGAUUGAUCUCUAAUUUCGAACAGCUAGUGAGGGGUGUCUGGAAACCCGAGAGCAAUGAAUUCCUCAAAAUGUCAUACCCUGUGAAAGUGACCUUGAUUGGAGCUGUUUUGUUUACAUUACAGCAUGGCCACUACCUCCCUAUCUCAAGACAUAACCUCAUGUUGAUCUACACAAUGUUUCUAGUACUCAUUAAGGUGACCAUGAUGCUGACUCAUUCUACAGCCUCUCCAUUUUUACCUCUGGAGACACCCCUACAACGCAUUUUGUUUGGUCAGCGACAGAAACCAUCAGAAGUUAGACAAAGUGCUUCUUCUUCAGGUGCCAAAGGGAAGCCUUCCAAGAAAACACUGGAUAAGGACUCUGGAGAACAAAGCAAAAAGAAGGAUAGCUGAGCCACAAGGAGUAUUAAAAUGCACCAGCAGUCAUCUAUACACUUCUGAAGCAAAGACUUUAUCCAUUCAAUGUGAAUUCUGUAUUAUUAAUUAGGAAGGGCAGGGAUAUUGGCUACCUAAUGGGUCUGCUCAGUCACUGAAAAUAAUUGAGUUAUUGGGUGUAACCAUGCUCUCAUCUGAUAACUGGUUAUGUAAUACAUACAGCUAAUCAUUCUUACUUUGAAGGGGACUUGUUAUUCCAAGAAUAAACAGUGCUUGACUAGCAA